Insectozyma verbasci is the source of this 1113-nucleotide messenger RNA. The record is from the annotation of a GenBank genome assembly. NCBI's taxonomy places the organism in Eukaryota, Fungi, Ascomycota, Pichiomycetes, Serinales, Debaryomycetaceae.
AUGACAGGAUUAGCCUCAAAAUGGGCAGAUGAUGAGUCUUUAAUUAAUGAAGCUAAUUCCCAAGAUAAAAUUCAUUCUCCAACAAAACUAAAAGGUAAUCGGGAUAAACCAAUAAAUGUCGAAAAAUGUCAAAAAUUACAAAGUAAAUGGGCCGAUGCUGAUAAUAUUAAUAUACAUCAAGAUAAAGAAAAGAAUAAAGACAAUAAUUUCUCGUAUCUAACUCCACCAGCAUCCAGAAAUCUGCAUCAAAUAGAAUAUAAUAGUGGAAAUAGGAGAUAUGAUACGCAAAAUAGCGCAAGGCAUCACCACGAAAGACUUAACAGACAGGAGCAGUAUGUAAACGACAGACAAGGACGGUAUACAAACGACAGACAAGAGAGACAAGAGAGACAAGAGAAGCAAGAGAGACACGAGAGACAAGAGAGACAAGAGAGACAAGAGAGACACGAGCAUAAUAAUUACAAGCAGAAUAAACACGAUAAUAAUGAUACCAAUAGGCAUGAUCAUAAUAAUAGGAAGUAUAUUAACGAACAUUAUUCAAAUAAAGAACAUCGUGGACAUUUUAAACAAGGAAGAGACAGUAGACAUGAUAGAAAACAUAAUGAAUAUUAUUCCAAUGAGAUUAGUUCAAACACAAUUCAUACUAAAAAUGUUCAACAUGGUAAUGAUUUCACAUUAAAUGGAAAAGAUGAUGAUGAUGAUAGAAUUGCAAUGACGCCAGCUGCGAAAGCUUUGGCUGAUAGACUAACAUUGGCGACAACGAGUAAGUCAAAUGAUGAUGUAGAUUACAGCUAUGCAAAAAUAGAUCAUGAUGAAAGAGAAAGAGAAAUAUCGAAGCAUGAAAUAUCCAAGAAUAAUCCAUUACUUGACAGACUUGAAACAUUAAGUCUAAAGAAUAAAACAACAAGCCGUUCUAAUAAGAACCGUAAACAGAAUAAACAAGUGUCAAGUCAUCAUGAAAUUCCAAAACAAAGAAAAGAAAGUGAAUUGGUCGAACAAGAGAAACAAAAACAAUUGGAACAAGAAUUAAAAGAAGAACAAGAUAAAAAUGAUUUAUUGAAGAUGUUAGAAGAUUUAGAAGGUAAGAAAUUAGAUUGGGCCAGUUUUGAUUAG